AUGCCCGACAAGAGAAAAGUCAUAAUGUCGCCCCCUUCCUUGAAGCGUCCUCGGAUAUCCUAUGAUGACGAUGAAGAUGACGAAUCUUCAACGGCAUCUUAUGAGCGUCCCCGUCAUAAUCCCCUUUAUGGCCAAAAGAGCGCAUUCCCCGGGUUGGAUGACGGAGACGAUGAAUUGCCGUACGAUGACCCGGAGGAUGGAUUGGAAUACCUACGCAUGGUUCGAUCCGAAGCAAACUCACUACCCGUCCUUUUUUCUGCGCCUACUCAGACCACAGACCCUUCAAAUCCAACAUCGAACACGCACCAUGACCUGAAGCAACUCGAACCAAAUAGUCUUCCUCUACCAGCAGGCUUCUACGAGGACGAAGCCUACAUUGCCCCUGCGGAGGAUGUGGACGAAAGCAAGGCCGCGCAUUCCCCUUCAAAGCUGGAUGAACUCUACCCCGAGACACAAAGAUCCUACAACAAUCUUCUCCGACAUCGAUUCCUCCUCUUGCGAUCGACGCUACGAUGCAGUCCACCCGCUGGGGCUAUCAACACCCUUGACAAUGACCACCCUAUCAGUCUCCCCCGAAAGGCCGGAUCUGCACAUAAAAUAUGGCGUCGGCUUUUGGUCACAGUAGAACCACGCAUGGUUCAGCUGGCAAGCAUGGACAUGGACAGCGUGUUAGAAGUGCUGGAAAUACUAGCACGGAUGAUGUCUGAUGUUGUGCGGGGCGACGACACACAGCGCGUACGGCGCAUUGGAGCAUGGGCUUGGGGCCUGUUGGGGAAGUGCCGCGAGGUUGGACAACUUUCUACCCGAGAGGUGGGAGUCAUCCGAAAUCUAGGGAAACGAGCCGCGAUAAUUUUGCGCAAGGUGCAAGAGCUAGAGAACGACGAAUAUGAGGAGGACGUCGAUUCUUCUAUGGCAGACCGACCAAAGAAGGAAACCCAGCAGGGUAACCUCGCUGAGUGCGAGAAAGAUACCAGGAAAGAAGCUCAGCAGGGAUCUACGGCCCAAGAUGAGGAAGCGACCAAGCCGGAAACCCAGUCAGGACCUACGGUCCAAGGCGAGGAAGAGGCCGAAGAAGAGGCUCAGCCGGAAACUAUAGGUCGGAAUGAGGAGGAAAGUAAGCAAGCAGAAUUGCCGGAGGCUGCAGAAGCGCAAGACUCGAGCAUGCCUGAUGCAUCGCUUGAAGAAUCCGACUUGGAGGCAGCCAAGGCGCGCUUGCAAGCUCGGCUGCAGAACAAUUACGAUUCUAUCAAGACGCCUGCUAGCUGCGAUAAUGAAGAAGAGGAAGAGGAAAGCGAUUGGUCGAUACAGACCCAUGCCCUGCUCGACAUGAUCAUCACGGUUGUUGGUGAGUUCUUUGGCCAGCGGGAUCUGUUGCAGGAACGAGAGGUUUGGGAUUAA
Molecule: messenger RNA, 1398 nt
Organism: Penicillium crustosum
Lineage: Eukaryota; Fungi; Ascomycota; Eurotiomycetes; Eurotiales; Aspergillaceae
Product: SIP1 domain-containing protein
Exons: 2
Coding region: 1-1398 (465 amino acids)
Biological process (GO): spliceosomal snRNP assembly
Cellular component (GO): nucleus; SMN complex
Source: RefSeq, a predicted model, not a curated record